Zootoca vivipara (common lizard) is the source of this 16163-nucleotide messenger RNA. NCBI's taxonomy places the organism in Eukaryota, Metazoa, Chordata, Lepidosauria, Squamata, Lacertidae. The record is from RefSeq and is a predicted model, not a curated record.
GCUGAGCCCCGGGGGUCACUCGGCUGUUCCUCGGCCCCCGACGCGCUCCUGUCCGUCGGAGGCGACGUUGCGGAGCUCUUUCGGCCCGCGGAGAAAUGGCAGCGGGAGCUCCGGGGCUGAAACCCGGCCUCGGCGGCGGCUGAGGGACGCAAACCCCUCGCUUCGCCCGCCCCGUUUGAGGAGCGGAUGGGCCCGUAGAUGGGAAGUCGAUGGACGGAGGUCUCCCCCCCCCAUCAUUAGGGUCGACCUCAUCGGGAAGACCGGCGUUUUUUUUGGGGGGGGAGGGGAGAUAAUUGGUCUCGUCCUCGCACCCGUGUCUUUUUCCCGCUUCACGUUUGUGAUCUGGGAGCACGAACUGGGCAAGGCGGGCAAAGGGACGCCGGGCGCAGGCUGGAAAAUCCCCGAAGGGACCCCCUUCAGUUGCAUGGGGAGGGGGAGACCCUGCUCUUGUCAGUGUCAUCCCUCCAUCGGCUUAUAUAAGUGUGUGUGUGUAAAUGGAAGUCUUCACUGGUCAGGGGAGGGAGGCUGGGCAUAGACUGGCCCUGGAAAGUCCCCUCGGAGUCCUUGCGGGACCCCUCCCUUUCCUCGCCGAGCGAUUGUGCAAUUGUGUAUGCUGCGUGCAAGUGGAGGGGAAUGGAAAUCCUCUGAGGGAUGUGCGAUUAAACCAAGGGAAAGCUGGUCUGUCAGGUUUUUAUUUUUUUGGGUCUGUCUGGGGCUGGAGUACAGAAACAGUGUCCUCUUCUCUCCCCUCACGCCUCUCCCCAAACAAAAUAAUUAAUCCAUUUGAAUAUUUGCGGGAUACACGAGUCGUGGUGGUGCUGGGGGGAGACAUCGGAAGGAAUUGCCUACAAAGCGCAAAAGGGAAUCUGAAAAAACUGUACUAGAAAGUCGUCCCCUCCCCACCCCCACCCCCCGCCAUCCGUGCUGGCUCGGCUUUGUUGAUGGUUCUGGGAGGUGGGGGGAUGUGUGGGGUAAGCGAGGCCAUCGCCGCCGCUGCCUGGAAGGGAGGCAGCUCCAUCCGCGCGUCCCCUGUCAGUUGGGAUGGCUCUGCUGGCCUUUCUGCCCUCCCCCGCAAGCCUUUACUUUCAGUUUCUGGUGUCGAGGUUGCCUCCCUUUCCCGGAUAAGACUUGCAUAUGCACAUCCUUGGUGGAGCGUCGGUUAAGGCGGCUUCUGUUAUCAGAGGGGCGCUUUCCUUCGUGGCUGUGAAAUAUAGAUAUUCCCCCAUCUCUCUCCCUCUCCCUCUCUCCUUAAACAAAACAAAACAACCUUGUACCCGCGUGGCUUACAAAUAUUUUCCACGUCUACGAAGAACGGAUGUGGAGCACUGGCCUCUGCACGUGACGGUAUUUUAUGGGAGGAGCUGUUGUAAAUAUGUCCUGACAUGUUCUCUUAGCUGUUUGAUAGAGGUUCUUUAUUAGUCGAGUAGUUCGAUGAAGCGAUGGCUUGCCUUUGUUGUUGUUGUUGGUGGUGGUCAUGGGACUUCUUCUAAACGACCUAGUACUGUACUGGUAACUAAAAGGAACCCAUAGUCCUUAGUUUCUGGAAGGAGGUGGGAGAUUAACACCUCAUAUGGUUGCAACUCUUUUCAGCUGUCAUUAUUUUGUGGGACUUGUUUCCUGGAAGUACUUACUCAUAUCCACAUGUUGCUGAAGUAAAUUGUAAAAGAUUGAGACGAGAAAUCAUAAUGAAAAUGGACCUCUGUAUUGUAUGUUUAAAUUAUAUUUUAAAGAGAAUGGAAAGAAUAUUUUUGAACUAGAUGUAAGAAGACAAGAGACUUGUAUUUCAAAGUAAUUAUUAGUUGUUUAGCAUGCAGGCUGUGCAAGAGAUGUAUCAGCUAUAGCAUAUGGACACACAAAUACUUAGUGUUAAAUGUCAUGAUAGUUGUAUUUGUGGUGUUGACAAUAGAGAUCAAUGGCAUUGAUCUCUAUUAUUUUAAUUUUUCAAGUGCUACUGGAAUAUUUGGAUGGAACAAAAUGCAUCUGGCUCUUAAGGAUAUUCUGCAAAAUUAUGUGUCAGCAUGUGUAUAAAACUAUUGGUGAGGCUGAUUUAUCAAGCAAUUAGAGCAAUUUUAAAAGAAACUUUUAAGUCCAAUUUUCUUGUCCUUGUUGAUGUGAUUCACAUGUUUUCAUCUUUUUCUGUUGCUCUUGUGUUUGUAUCAGUAUAUGCUGUUUUGUAAAAUUAUUAUUAUUAGUUAAAACAAACCAUUAUGCACAUUAUCUUUUAUACCUUGGGCAGAAAUGAACCAUAAAUUGAGUGUUAGAUCCAGACUUACACUUGGGUCCCAACAAAAUCACUUAGUCACAGUAUAAUUGUAUUGAAAUCAAUGGAAUUUGAAUGUAACCCAGCUUUGAUACAGGAGUGGGACCCUCCUGUCUUGGGGAGCCUUCUCUCCCCACUUCUUGGGACUCUCCCUAGGUCAUGCCUCUGACUGGCCCUCCCCAACUGCUUUACUUGAUCGGAAUGUGUCCUUGAACUGUGAGGAUCCUUCUUGCUUGUUUAGACGGGGUUGGAGAGAAAAGUUUAUAGAAACCACUGACUUUUGUGCAGCUUGAAUGCAGCUUAGUGUAAGGGUUGCAUCUGUUAUGUUACCCAUUCCCCACCCCCACCCAUGCAAGUUUGUCCACAGGGAAAAGAGCCCCACUCUUGCUUCCGUAGAUACCAGCUGAAAUGAUAACUUUUUCAUCCCAACCGCAACUGCUAAUAGGUGUGUGCAUGUACAUAUAAUCUUUACAGAGAGCAGGACAAGAAUUCUAUCUUUCUCCUGCUUCCUGAUCUAUAUGGCUUUUGAUACCAUUGGCCAUGGUACCCUGCUGGACUGGCUCUGUGGAAUGGGAACUGGGGGGUGGGGUGGGGUUUACGGUGACACUGUAUUACUGUGAUUCUGGUCCAACCUUCAGGGCAACAUACUGGGAGAGUGCUUUUCAGCCACUUGAGAGUUACACUAUGAGGUGCCACAACCCUAUUCUGUCUCCAGCACUGCUUAAUGUCUGCAUGAACCUGUUGCAAGCGGUCAUUGGAGGUUUUGGCCAAGGUACCAUCAGUAUGUUGAUAAUACUAAUCUCUGUUUCUCUAUAACACCUGAAUCUAGAAAGGCUUAGUGGGCCCUGGACUGGUGCCUGGAUGCAGUGGUGGGAAGUAUGAGGGGAAUUAAAUAGAGCUUGACUCCAAGCAAGACAGAGGUAUUGGUUGAGUGGCUCCUGUGUCUGAGAAAUCGAACACUUGACUGCCCUUGACAGGGUUGCACCCCCCCCCUGAGGGAGCAGAUACUGUUUGGGGGUGUUUCUGGAUCCAGUUUUGUCAUUAGAGGCAUACCGGUAGGUAGCCUCCGUGGUUAGAAACACCCUUUACCAGUUGCAACUGGUGCAACUUGACUGGGAGAGCUUGACCACAGUAGUUCAGGUAUUGGUGACUUCAAGAUUGGAUUACUGCAAUGAAGACUAUUUGGAGCUUCCCUUGUGCUUCAUCUGCAGUUAGUGCAAAGUGCUACAGCAUUGUUGUGGACAGGAGUGAGACCCUGACAGCAUAUAACACCUCUGCUUAUAAAUCUGUACUGGUUACCUGUUGCUACUGGGCCAAGUUCAAGGUGUUACUAUUAGGAUUGCCUUAAUCUAUAUAUGCUCACUGAACCACUAUGAUAUGCAGAACUGGCAAUGUUAAAGGUGCCAUGUAAUGCCUGUUCCACACUUGUAAGAAAUUGAUAUUUUAGUGUGGGCGCACCUACAUUUGGAACUCUUUGCUUAGGGACAUCAGGUGCUUUUGCUAUACUCUUUUUGGCAUCUGCUUAAAACAUAUUUGUUUUAGGGAAGCCUAAUCAGACAUGUGGAAAUUUUAUCUUUUUAGCUAUUGUUGAUUUUAAUUCAUCUUUUGAAUGUUUUAUAUACUUGUUUGUAACUUUUUUUGCAAACAAAUUUAAUGUUUUUUGUGAACCUCUUGGAGGGUUUUUUAAAAUAAAAAAAUUAAGCAGUGUGUCUAUAGAUACAAUUUUCUGAAUAUUAAAGUAAUCGUCAGACAGUGUCUGACACUGAAAUGCAAUUCUCCUUCUGUUAUAUUCAUGCAGUUUUGCAAUUGUCUUGAAAUACAUCUUUAUUACCUUGGUAUAUCAGUGGCAGUAUUCUUCAGUCUUAGCAUACCCAAGACCGACCUUUAAUCCCAACCUGUAAUAUGAGACCCAGUUUACAUUAUUUAUUGCAUAUGUCUUUCUUUUUCUCUAGGAUGAUCAGGUGCAAAUGAGAAUAACAGGGCUCCUGCAACUUUAACAGCUGUGUAGAAGGGGGAGAUUUCAGUAGAUGUAACUUGCAGGGAUGAGAGAAGCUGCACUGCUGAAAUUAUCUCUGCUCUGCAGCUUGUUGGAGGUACAGGAAUGUGAUAACUCUUAUAUUUGUUAAACAACAAGAAAAAGGCAACAGUACAGGUGCCACUGAUACAAGCUGCUUUUGAUUCCCGAACCACCAAUCAUCUGUAGGAAUGAAAACAAUAGCUAUUAAUUUGAAUACCCUGCAUUUAGAAAUGAAAAACAGAAUAUUGCAAUGGGCCUUAACUUUUUAUAUAAAACCAAAUCCAAAUAUCUAUAGUCAACAGGCAGCUCUCUCUCUCUCUCUCUCUCUGUGUGUGUGUGUGUGUCUUUAAAGUUUCUGUGUGGUUAAGUUUCACCUUGUACUUGCAGGGUACAUGCUGCUUUCAAGUUUUUAACAAAAGAUAAGGUAUAUAGUUAAUAAAAAUGAUUUGACUUAACAAAAAAAGCUAAAGUCACACUGUCUUCAAAAAACAAGCUACAGUGCUUACUGUAACUGUCUUUUGGGGAAAAUGAAUCUAAAACAAGGGGAGGCAAUGUUAUUUCUAUGGGUUUUAUAUAAACCUCAAUGUCAUUUUCUUUGCUUUUUUGCAUGAUAAUUGCAGCCAAUUAUUUGUCAGCUGGUCAUUCUUGGGGAGAAGUCAUAAUGAUGUGUAUAUGGACUAUGGACUUCACUUUAAUUUACUCUUUGUUAUUCCAUUUACAUGGUCUUUGUCAGAGAUGUGAAAUUUCUGGAGAUUUUGAAUGAGUGAACAAACUUGUUAUUUUUUGUAGAAAAAAACUUUCUAUGUGGUAAUAUCAAACCCUCAUCUCUGUUUCUUAUAUCAAGGAUAUGAAAUUCAUUGUUCAUAAUUUAUGUAGUAGUUGCCAUGUAAAAUACUAAUUUGAAAUAUCUGGUUUGUUGUAUUUAUGGAAUAAAGCAGGCACCCCCAAACUUUGGCCCUCCAGAUGUUUUGGACUACAGUUCCCAUCAUCCCUGACUACUGGUCCUCUUAGCUAGGGAUCAUGGGAGUUGUAGGCCAAAACAUCUGGAGGGCCGUAGUUUGGGGGUGCCUGGAAUAAAGUAUACUUUUUUGGUGGUACAGUGCAAUCCAGUUUAACCCCUUUAAAUCCCAGUGGUUUCAAAGGGAUAUAAAAUCCUUUAAAUUUUGCAUGUAUAAAACAUUUGUUUUAUUUGAACACUUAAGUUACAAUAGACCUGCACAAGGAUGCCUGCUAACAGCCCUAAGCCUAUGUAUAUUUAUUCAGCAACAAGCCCUGCUUGGCCUGUAAUCUCUGCAAAUUUACAUGAGAGUAAGUCCUGUUGAGCAUGGUGGUAGUUACUUCGGAGCAAAAAUGCAUGUCUUUUGCCAGCUGGCAAAUAGGGAAAAAUAAAAUGUGCAAAUAGACACACUCAUUACUGUGGUAAACAAAAAGGAAGGUCACAUUUUUUUUGGCUCAGGACUGUUGAGCAGAAAUGGGGGGAAAAAAAUCCAAAGAGAAAAACAAAAAUGGAACAUCCACAUAAUGCAUUUAUGUAAUUGCAUUAUCCCCUCCUACAGCUAUGUACCUUCCAAGCUGGUAUAACAUGCAUCUAGUGAAGUGGACUUUAAUCCACAAACGUUUGUUAGUCUUUGAACUCUUUGAAAUUUCACUAUCAGUAAUGAUGAAAAAUGGCUCUCUCCUACAAAAGCUCAUGUCUUUGUUAUUCUUUUGUUUUAGCAGAGUAAUAAAACCACCCCUCUGAAAAUAGCUAUACUUUCAUUCUGAAAGAAAAAAAUAUUUGAGUGUUCUUUGUCCCCGCUGCCUCACACAGUUGGUCCAUAAGGAAAAAUGUGUGUUCUAACUUUUCUCAUCCCUGUCUUGUUUUUAGUAUCUUCCUCUACCAAUGCAGAUGAAAAGUUAAACCUAAAAUAUUAUGCAUAUAUUGAUAGCAACAGAUUGUCAUGAUUAGUUCUGGUGAUUACUGUCUUCCUGUGUAAAACAGGCUUCAACAUCUUCAGAUUGAUGGGGGACUUAUUGCGAGCCACUUGGGUCAACUUGGCCAUUUGGUUUAGUGUAUGGUUACCAAUUUUUUUUUCAAAGAAUCUAGGGACACCUUUUUGAUUUUUGAAAAGAGAAAAAAAGUUAUUUUUUAAAAUUAUUUUUUUAAAAAAUUAAGUAGUAUCUUCUCUUCUGUGGUCUCCUCUGUUACUCUCUUGGAGCGCUAGCCGCUGUGGAGUAGGCUUGGGUCGGGCCUGGGUUAUGUCAGCAAAGAAACAUUCCUUUUUGGCCACAAUUAUAUCAUCUGAAUCACAUCCAAUGGUUUCUUCUGGUUAUUGAAGGGUCUUCAAUCUAUGCCAAUAAUGUUCUCUACCAAAAGGUGAGCCAGUGUCCUUUCUUAGUUCUAUGCUGUGACUUGAACACAACAAUUCUGUUAAGGGUACUGGUUGCCUGAUAAUGUGAAGGGCACCCCACAUACCUUGACUCUUAUGGAUACUUUGUUAGGAACAAACAAUAGAUUGUGUAAUGCAGGCAUCCCCAAACUGCGGCCCUCCAGAUGUUUUGGCCUACAACUCCCAUGAUCCCUAGCUAACAGGACCAGUGGUCGGGGAAGAUGAGAAUUGUAGUCCAGAACAUCUGGAUGGCCGAAGUUUGGGGAUGCCUGGUGUAAUGUCUCCCUAGAGAGCAGGAUAGUGAUCUAUUAGUCCUUAAGAAGGUAGUGGUUUGUCACCUUCUCAAGAAGUCGUUAUUAUUUGUAUUUGGUUUUUAUGCAGGUUUGUGUCUCAUGCAGUACAGUUUAACUGUUUAUGUUUAUUAUGAAUAAUGUCUAGAUCAGUGGUUCCCAAAUAGCUAAGUACUGUGAAUGCCCUAUUUUUUAAAAGCCAAGCCAUGGCCCCCAUAUUUUUGAAAAUUGUGAAAUCUCUGUGGUAGUUUUUGUUAUAUAAAUGGUGCCACAGAUCCCCUUGGUGGGUUACAUGGACCACCAAUUGGGAACUACUGACCUAGAUAAUUUAAUGUAUAAGGCAUCUCAUAAACACAGUAAGUAAAAUAAUAAAUAUAUAAGUAUCCAGUGAUGAUUUAACUACUUUUAGACUUGUCUGCAUCUAGCUCCCCUUUUCCUGGAGAAGCAUUGGGAGUAUGUGAUUGCAGUAGGAGAUUAUCUUCAUCUUGAGUUUGAUGGGGCAAUGCAGGAGUGUUGAUAGUAGUCAAAUGCUCAGCAGCUUUUGGUGUUGCAGAUGCUGCUAAUUACGUUGUUUUGCAAUGGCUUCAGUUCUUAAAUGGGGUAAUGAGUCUUUUUCUCCAGUGGUUCAAAUCUUUUGUGUCUGUUAAAUGCAGAAUGUGGUUACUAGGGAUGUUACCUCAGCCCCCCUAGACAUUUUGUUGCUUAGUCCCAAGUGGAUUGGUGUUGGUUCUGAUUUUGUUUGACAUCCAUACGAAACUACUGGGUGAGAUAAUGUGCAGUUGGAAUGAUGCAUCAUCAACAGGCUGACAUCUAACACUAUAUUUUAGUCACUGAACACCUAGGUGUUUCUAUGUCUGUUCAGAAUCAGUGUCUGGAAGCAGUGCAUAGUGGGUCAGGUGGAGGAGGGUACAAGGUAUGAAAUUUAAACCAGAUAAGUCAGAGGUGGCGAUAGUGAUAGUAUGUCUUUGGAGGAGGUAGCUAUUCCUGUGAUGACUUAUGGGUUGUAAGUUUUCCAUGGGAGCAGCCUUGGACUCUGGCAGGAGUUUUGGAUCCGUGCAUACUUUUUAUAUACAGGCAAUUCCUUAUUUGUGCACAUUCAGCAUGUGUGUGACUGCUGACAGGUGUGCCGUUUUCAGCACUGCAAGGGUGCUUAUGCGUGUCCCACUGAUGUGCAUGGUGCCUCUAAACGCAACCCCUGCGUAAAUGGGAGGUUGCCUGUAUUUCCAAGCAAACAUAAAUAUUACUCUUACUCUAUUUCCCCUAUAGAGUGCAUGAUUUCUUAGUGGAAUUUAACGGCUCAUGCAAACUGAAGCCUAUGAGAGUUCUAAAAGAAGAUUUAGUCUUCAAAAACUAGUCAAAAUAAUUUGAUGUUGUUCCCACAAAUCUUAAUUACACUUACUGAGAGAACAGUUGUGUCUGAUGUGGAGGGACUCACCUUGGGCUUUGCAUGGCUUGGGGCAACCAGUAGCCAUAAAAGGCAUAGGAAUUGUAUCUCCUCUGCUUCAACUGAUCUUAUGUAGUGUAAACAGUAUGGAGCUUGAUAACUUCGGUUCUUUUCCCUUUGAGGGCAUUGCUCAGGAAAGGGGGAGAGGAAAAAAUAUUGUAUUGUAUGAUAUAUUGGCAAAAUUUGAUCACUCAGUCACACUUCAGAAAAAUCCAGGAUAUGGAUUAAUAAGUACUCUGAGUCCCAGCUGCAGGGAUCAUUCCUUGCUAAGACUCAGACUAACUGUAGAGGAAGAAAAAGGAAUACAGCAUGCUUUUCCAGCAGCAUAUGAAGUUGUCCCUCAGGCUAAGGAGUCCAAUAGGCUCUUCUAUUCAAAUCUUUACCUGCCUACUGAUAGUCUGAUCAUAUUCAAGUGCAGUGAUGCCUCGCAAUACGAAUUUAAUUCGUCUUGCGAAUUGCGGUUUCCCAUAGGAAUGCAUUGAAACUUCUUUUUUUGCCCAUAGGAAUGCAUUAAUUAAAUUUCAAUGCAUUCCUAUGGGAAACCGCGAUUUGCAAGACAAUUUUUUCGUGAAACGAAUUCGUCUUGUGAGUCACCAUUAGAUCGCAAGACGCAUUUGUCUUGCGAAAAAUUCGUCUUGGGGGGCAUUCGUCUUGCGAGGUAGCACUGUACCGUAUACUAAAAAAAGUCAGUCUGAGUUGAAUGGGGCUUACUCUAUGCAUAUCACAUGCUAAGAUUCCAGCAUAGAAGCCAUUAUCAAAUUAAACACUUAUGCAAUUAUUCCCACCUUCUUCAAGUUUCUUUCUGAGUAGCAUUUGGAAGCACAUGUUUUUAAAAUUGCUAUUUCCUCUUUAGGGGCAGAUUUUGCACAAUAAAGCAUAGCCAUAACUAUCUCCUCAGCUAAUUAUCCAUGCAAACUAUUAAGCAGUCCUUUAAAAAUUAAGCAUGCCUUCAAAGAAUCAUCCUUUGCUGCGUCAAUCUUCCUGGUCUUACAACUCCAGUCAGGCCAAAGAUAACUAGAGCUUCAUUAACAUGUGACCCCAAAAUUUUGGGUCCCCUCCAAACUGAUGCCAAAGUUUUGUGCCGCCAAUCCCACAUUUUGUGCUGCCCCCAAACUGAGUAAUUGACACUCAAACCAGGGGCCAAAAGUAUACCUUAAAAUACAUUACUGUAUGCUCAAAUUAGUGGCUGAGAACACAGUGAGGUAAUUUCCCCCACACUACAUUUCAGGCCACAUUUGCAUGGUGGUGGCGAUCACAUCAGAGAGGGGGCAGAUAUGUUUUCACCCAACAUGGGUGAUGAUUUGGGUUCCCUAGCUGUUGCAACUCCCUCAGAACUCACAUUAAGCUGUCAUCUGUGCAUGUGUGACAGCUGCUAGAGUAUUUCACAUUACUGCUUCCUUCUCAUUCAGUUUUCUGGCUGGAUUAAAGCUGGUUUGAGAUAAAACAUAUAAUCUGCAUUAUUUGCUAAUAAACAACAGGAUUGAUAUAGAUUGUGGCAAAUGUGUGAAUGCACCUUCAAAAACUAGCAGUUUGAAUGCACUGUAUUAUUAUAAUGUAAUAUAUACUAUCAAAAUUAUAAUGUUUUAGUUGUUUCUCUUUCAAAGUAAUGGAAAGUGACUUACAUUAAAAGAUGCAUGUGGAAAGAACAGUAAUGUGAACAUAUGCUAUGCUUCAGGAUUUGUGGCACCAGAAGGGAAGAAGUUUGAUUUUGCAAAGAUUCUACUUGGUUUACGAAGUUCCUGUAUCUCAAGCUUUCUGUGUUACCAGUUAACAUCACUGAGAAGAUUUACAUAUUUUGCUACUAGCCUUUUAAUCUUCCCAGGGAAUGCACCAUGACAUCAGCAGCAGUUGACAGUGGAGGCUCAGGUCUUGAGUUUGACAGCAAUGGAGUACAAAUUCAAGGCCAGGAGAACGAGCCAGUCUCUGAAUAUCCAGCAGUGAUUGUAGAGCCAGUACCAAGUGCCAGAGUCGAACAAGGAUAUGCAGCACAGAUCUUUGUUUAUGAUGAUGAAACUUACCUUCUUCAGGAUGUUGCCGAAGAACAGGAAAUCGAGACGGAAACUGUGAAAACAGUGGAAGCAUCUGUACAUGGCAGCAAUGUGCACUGUUCGGAUAAGACAAUUGAAGCAGCAGAGGCCUUGCUUCAUAUGGAAUCUCCAACCUGCUUAAGAGAUGCUAGAACUCCAGUGGAAGUUUUUGUCCCACCUUGUGUGUCAACUCCAGAGUUCAUUCAUGCUGCUAUGAGGCCAGAUGUCAUUACAGAAACAGUAGUGGAGGUAUCAACUGAGGAGUCUGAACCAAUGGAUACAUCUCCUAUUCCAACAUCUCCAGAAAUCCAUGAGCCAAUGAAAAAAAAGAAAGCUGGCCGUAAGCCAAAAACCCAAGUGCCACCAGCCAUUUCCAGUGCGUCUCCAGACCUGAGUAUAAAGAAGAAGCCAAGAGAAGGCAAAGGAAAUACAACCUACUUGUGGGAAUUCCUUCUAGAUCUUCUUCAGGACAAAAAUACUUGUCCUCGAUAUAUCAAGUGGACUCAGAGGGAGAAGGGCAUAUUUAAGCUUGUGGAUUCUAAAGCAGUCUCCAAACUAUGGGGAAAACACAAAAACAAGCCUGAUAUGAACUAUGAAACAAUGGGAAGGGCUCUGAGAUACUACUAUCAAAGAGGAAUUCUGGCAAAAGUUGAAGGACAAAGACUUGUAUAUCAGUUCAAGGAAAUGCCGAAAAACAUUGUGGUUAUUGAUGACAAAAGUGAAUGUGGCAGUGAAGAUUUAUCAAUCGCCACCGAUGAGAAGUCAUUGGAGCGAGUGUCACUUUCUGCAGAAAACCUUUUGAAAGCAGCAGCCUCUGCUCGUGCAGGAAAAAACGCUUCUCAGUUGAACUGCACAAGAGCAGAGAAGCCCAUUACCAGAGUGGUGAAUAUCUCCUCACCUGGGCAUGAAAUGACAUCUUGUUCCACAACCACCGUUCCAGCAACAACCGCUCCCAGAACUGUUCGUGUGGCCAUGCAAGUGCCUGUCGUAAUGACAUCUCUGGGACAGAAAAUAUCGACUGUUGCAAUGCAGUCAGUAAAUGCAGGGUCACCAUUGAUUACCAGCACAAGCCCAACUACAGCAGCAACCCCAAAGGUCGUAAUCCAGACAAUCCCUACAGUGAUGCCAGCAUCUGCUGAAAAUGGAGAGAAAAUCACAAUGCAGCCUACGAAAAUAAUUACCAUCCCUGCUACGCAGCUCGCGCAGUGCCAGUUGCAAACAAAAACUGGUUUGCCUGGGACAGGAAGCAUUAACAUAGUUGGAACGCCACUAGCCGUGAGAGCACUUACUCCUGUGUCCAUAGCCCAUGGGACACCCGUGAUGAGACUAUCUAUGCCGGCCCAGCAGGCAGGUAGCCAUACCUCUCCCAGAGUUAUUAGCGCAGUCAUAAAAGGUCCAGAGGUCAAAUCUGAAGCAAUGGCUUUAAAGCAGGAGCGGGAGGUUAAGACACUGCAGCUUGUUCAGGAAGAAAAGCCUGCAGAUGGAACCAAGACGGUUACACAUGUGGUUGUGGUCAGUACGCCAUCGGCUAUUGCCCUCCCUGUAACUGUGAAAACGGAGGGGAUGGUAACAUGCGAGAAAUGAAGAAAAGGCAGCUAUGGACAUGAAUUACAUAGACCAUUGUGGAAUUAAGUAAACUGACAUAUUUAGGGAGGCAGGGAAAUGGACACAAUCAAGAAGUUAACAAAACAAAACAAACUGAUUUUAAAAAUUGUUAAUAGUUAUGCAUAUGUUUGAAACUUACUGGAAAUGAAUUGAUGUCCCAUGUUUCAGUGGGAAUUGAACCACAUCCUCACACUGACACAAUUGCCUCUUGCAAAGUGGGAAACUGCUUAAGCUGAUAAAGAAGGCAAAAUUCAGGGGUCGAGUGGGGCUCGAGGCUCACUGCAUUAUCAAAGUUACACUAAGGCAUGGAACACUAAGCUGGUUUUGUGAAGGGUUCCUGGUUUAUGUCUCUCUGGGAAGGGCGGCGGGAAAGUCUCACUGUUACAUGACAAAUCUGAUUCAUUGUAAUAUGCAUACCAGCAAUUAUUACUGUGUCUUCACAGAAUUCAUCUGGUGCUAUGUGAAUAACUCUGCUACUAGGUAUUUUAGAAUGUGAAUUAAAGGAGAGGAUUAAAAAGCUUCUAAAAGAAGAUGAAGAUCUAGAGGGAUUUUUGUAUCAUACAGCUUAAGCAGAUUUAAAACGAAAGCCUUAGACUGAUUUUCAGUUCUCUUUCUUGAAAUAAGCUAAUGGCUUGUUUGUGUAAAGCAUUUUUUAUUAAAACAAUUUUUUAAAGAUCUUAUACCUAGCACAGUAUUGUUAUAGGAUUACAUGUAACAUAUUUUGUAUGGUAGUUAAGUCUGUCAGUUUCUUAAUUGUGGACAAAGUGGCCAUAGGGUUGUGAUGGCUUUUUGCUGCCGCAGGCCUGGGUCACCCACUUAGCCUCGACAUCUGUGCAUACAUUUCAAUUUCAGCUUCUACUCUGUCACUUGAAAGGUCACGCUUGGCAUGAACUCUUGUCAGGUAGUUAAAAGAGCCUGUACAUUUUUUUAGUUAAAGUUAGAGGGAAGUACCAGUGUUCAGAAUGAACUAUAAUAGUUUGUAUAUUCAACAUUUAAAGUAUAUUCUAUUUUGUUGUACUCUUGUUUCAAAGUGUAUUCAAGUAGGUUUUACUGAAAUACAAACAUGAAAUUUAAGUUUAGUCUCUUUUUUUAAAAGUCUCUGGUGUUCACCCAGAUAACACAGUACAGCAGUUUCAUUCUUCCAUUAUUCUGAAAGUAUAAAUUCAUAAUUUGAAGAAGUGUCAAGAAAUGGAGGAGCUUAGCUUAUUGUGCUAUGAAAAAUGUAGCAAGAGAUAACAGCUUCCACAGUGUCUUGCUUCUGAGAUGUGCAUUGUGGCCUGUGUGUUUACUGGCUUGGUUUUGUAUUAGUAGGGAUAAUGUGGAGAUGGAGGGAACAGUUAGCCCAAAACAUUUACCGGUAAGUGCGAAAGGAGGGAAGAAAAAUGGGUGGGUUGGAGGCAGAUUGGAACAGAAUCAGUAUAGCCGUAAUAGCCAGUUCAUAACGUGAGCAGGCGGAAUCAGUGGAAAACUACGGCAGAAUAAUUUUAAACGUAAUGGGCAACUAUGUAAAGAUACCAAGGACCAUUUGAGGUGGUUUCUGGUGUUUCCCAUUCUUCUGUGUGUUUUUCCAGCAACACUUGACCACACAAGCAGCAUUUUUUAUAACCUGUGAAGGGAAAUUGUUUUGGGAGUACAAUGCAUUUUUGUUGAAAGUACCUAUGUACCAUAGCAGACAUGUCCAACCCAUCGAUCCUGAUCGAUCAGUCAAUCAUGGGCUUGAUCUGGGUCGAUCAUGGGCCCAAGGCAGCCGGAGCACAGCACGCUCCUCAAUAGCCAGAAAGACAUACAAGUUUCCUUGUUUUCUUCUCAGCCCUCUUCCUUGUAAGUCUUCUGGCAGGGACUAUUUACAAUACUUUAGUGGCUUUUCAGCAGUUGCGUAGACAUGGACAAUCCUACUUUUAACAGGGAAAAUAAUUUAAUCUAGUUUUCUUGCUUUUGCAAAUUUAAUUGAAGGCAUUCAACAAUCCAUGGUUCGGAACUACACAGACAAGCUUGAGCUAAGCGGAGAAUUCCCUUCCCUUGAAACUAAGCAAUACAUUAGGGCAGUAUCUUUACUAAUGGAGUCUCCCUCGAAGGAUUUCCCCUUUUUUGUAAGUAACUCAAUGUUAACAGUAGUUCAUGUCUUGAUUUUUUUUUACUGCUGGGCAAAGAGAACACACAUCAUAACAAUUAUUUGACACCAUUGCUAGAGUCAGUUCAGCAAAAUCCCAAAUAGCAGAUUUUAAUUUGCUGUUUUAAAAUCAAAUGCACACAGGCCAAGACCCAUUCUUUUCUGGCUAACAGCCUUAUGCAGAUGUUAAAGGUAAAGGUAAAGGGACCCCUGACCAUUAGGUCCAGUCGUGACCGACUCUGGGGUUGCGCGCUCAUCUCGCAUUAUUGGCCGAGGGAACCGGCGUAUAGCUUCCAGGUCAUGUGGCCAGCAUGACAAAGCCGCUUCUGGCAAACCAGAGCAGCACAUGGAAACGCCGUUUACCUUCCCGCUGUAGCGGUUCCUAUUUAUCUACUUGCAUUUUGACGUGCUUUCGAACUGCUAGGUUGGCAGGAUGCAGAUGUUAGGCAGCAUCAAACCUGCUUAUGAGAUGUAUAUCUUAUUUUUAAAGUACCUCUUAAACAUGUGUGGUCUUUCCAGUGUCUUCACAAGCCAAUUCUCCAAGUCAACACCUGAAUUUAUUCACGAUAGUGGUUUCGUUCUUCUACGAACCUCGUGGGUGGCUCUGAAAAGAGCCUUUGGGUCUGGAUAUUUGGUCGCCUUGGGCAGUUAGCACUAUGAAUUACAUGAAUUACCAUACUUGGAAGUCAACAUGUCAACCCUGAAGUUGUUACUACUGGCUGUGUAAUGGGCUAAUGAUUUUGUGUUAGCUGUAGUGGUUUGUUAACAAAAUCCAAAGGUGAUUCCACCCCUUGGUGGAAAGGGCACCUGCUAGUUCAAAAUUGGGGUCUUGCGUGGGUAGCAGGGAUCCCCAAACAAAAUCUGUUUCCUGCCUUCCAACAGUAAAAGUACUUUCCACACAGGCAAAGCCACCCCUGGACGCAGUCCAAAAUCUUCAACUGUAAUUGGCUCAACUGUCCAUCUGUGUCACAGGGCCUCUGGUCACCAUUCCGACUCCUGCACUAAUUCUAAGGGUUGCUAUGCAACGUUGACAAAGUUACUCUGGACACAGACGGAGGAUAGAAAGUACAAAAAGGAAGUUGUUCAAGAGAAUGAGGGGAAAGUAAGAGACAGGCACCUGAAAGGGGGAAAAAGGGGAACCUGGCAUUGAACAUGGGUGGGAAAAGACCUUGGGUUGGGCAGACGAGCCACAGUCCUUCAUGCAUGGAGAAGAGAGGACAUCUCAUUUCCUGCCUACUUUUGAGGGCUGCCUUCCCACUUGGUAACCUGGCAUUAAGAGGAAACAGGUUUGCCCCUGUUCACAUUCCCUCCCAUAAGAUAAGACCUUCAGGGUUGCAAAAGGGAUUAAGGUUUACAGCUGCUAUUGUGGCUUUGCCAGCUUUGGUGAUUGUGGGUUGACAGCAGAUUCUCUUUCUUGCUGCCCAUAAUGUUCUGCAAAGAAACCUCUUCCCAAACAACUUCGCUGUGAGGCAGAGAGGAAAUUGGCACGUUCUCCCCUGAAUAGGGCAGCUUCAACACAGCAAAGGUUGCAAGCUCAAUAGCGCUUCCAAGGUUGAUCAGUCUUUCCUCAAUUUACUCAGGAAUGAGACAUCAUCCAGUGCAAGUUCAGGAAUAUUUUAAUUAGCUAACACCAGUGCUAUAGUCCUUUACAUGUUCAAAAUGUAACGGGUCCUAAACUACCAAAGUUUGGUCAUUCAGCACAUCUUUAAUUGCAAUAUUGAAAAAACACCCCAUUGUGUGUGAUACCCUUUUGGCCCACUUCGUUCAAAUACAGAAUAACCAUGCUACACUGAGGGAACUGCUCUAGCAAAGGUCUUCAAAUAAAGAACUUCAUUUGUUACAGAAUCAGUCCUCCAAACCAGGGGACGGCAAAAACAUAAAGCAUGCCUCAAAUUUAAGUAGCUACGGUAUGUUUUUUUGUUUUUUUGUUUGUUUUUUCUUCUACUAUCACAGCAAGGUGUUUAAUGACAAAAGUGUCUUUCGACAAGAAAGUUGAAAAUAAAACCAUUAGUUCUCCGUUCAUAAAUAACCCCCCCCAAAA